Molecule: messenger RNA, 207 nt
Organism: Cylicostephanus goldi
Lineage: Eukaryota; Metazoa; Nematoda; Chromadorea; Rhabditida; Strongylidae
Source: the annotation of a GenBank genome assembly
AUGUGGGGCGAAAAGGAGAAAUCGGAUCCGCUGCUUUUGGGUGGAUUCAACAUGGGCAUGGGAAAUGGCCUACAUCCACACAAGUACUCGCAUCUCUACCAAGGACUUCAUCAAGGAAUCAACGGAAAGUCACGACCCGUCGUGCUUUGGAAAGGAGAAACUGCCAGGAAAAAACGAUUCGGUUGGUUCUCUUUGCUGGGCUUUUAG